Panicum virgatum (switchgrass) is the source of this 1487-nucleotide messenger RNA. Its product is annotated as probable serine/threonine-protein kinase At1g01540. NCBI's taxonomy places the organism in Eukaryota, Viridiplantae, Streptophyta, Magnoliopsida, Poales, Poaceae. The coding region runs from base 98 to 1279 and encodes 393 amino acids. Gene Ontology annotation, biological process: protein phosphorylation. Gene Ontology annotation, molecular function: protein kinase activity; ATP binding. The transcript has 7 exons. The record is from RefSeq and is a predicted model, not a curated record.
CCGCGCCGCCCCUCGCCUCGCGCCGCCCGCGCACUGCCCCGGCGCCAGCAAGUCCCUCAGCAACCGCGUGCACGCGCAUCACCACCACGCGGUGGCGAUGCCGCCGGCCAAGGACGCGGAGGAGGCCGCCGUCCCGUGGCGCCCACCGCCGUUCGAGGCCAUCAAGGCGGAGCAGAAGGCGCCGCUGAUCCUGGCGGGGCAUUUCGCGAGGACGAGCGUUGAGACGGCGACGAGCAGCGGCGGCGACGGCGGAAGCACCGACAGCGGCGGCGACGACGGCGGCAGCGGCGUGGAAGUUCCAGAGGCGGCGCGGCGCGGCUGGGGCCGGCGGUACACGCGCCGGGAAAUGGAGGAGGCCACGGCCGGGCUCGCCGCCGCGAACGUGAUGGGCGAAGGUGGCUACGGCGUCGUAUACAAGGGCGUGCUCCGGGACGGCACCGCCGUCGCCGUCAAAAACCUCCACAACAACCGGGGCCAGGCAGAGAAAGAUUUCAGGAAGGAGGUUGAGACGAUCGGGCGCGUCCGGCACAAGAACCUGGUCAGUUUGCUCGGCUACUGCAGCGAGGGAGCUUGCAGGAUGCUUGUUUACCAGUACAUGGAGAACAGUAAUCUGGACAGGUGGCUGCACCACGAUGACAGUGAGAUCAGUCCACUGACCUGGGACAUCAGGAUGCGCAUACUCCUUGGAACAGCUAAAGGGUUGGCGUACCUUCACGAAGGGCUGGAGCCCAAGAUCGUCCACCGCGACAUCAAGUCCGGCAACAUCCUCCUCGACCGGCAGUGGAGCGCCAAGGUGUCGGACUUCGGGCUCGCCAAGCUUCUCUGCUCGGAGAGGCCCUUCGUCACCACUCGUGUCAUGGGGACGUUCGGGUAUGUGGCGCCGGAGUACGCGAAAACCGGGAUGCUGAACGAGAGGAGCGACGUUUACAGCUUCGGAGUGCUGGUCAUGGAGGUCAUAACCGGCAGGACUCCGGUGGACUACACAAGACCAGCCGAUGAGGUGAACCUGGUGGAGUGGCUGAAGCGCAUGGUCGCCGAGCGGAGGGUGGAGGAGGUGCUGGACCCCCGGCUGCCGGAGCCGCCGCCGCCGCCCAAGGCGCUGAAGCGGGUGGUCCUCGCCGCGCUCCGGUGCGUCGACCCGGAGGGCGGCCAGAGACCCACGAUGGCGCACGUGGUGCACAUGCUCGAGGACGACCAGAUACAGCGAGACGAAUUCAAGCUCGCCCGGGACCUGUCCCCUCGGGAGUCGGAUAGCUAUGAGCGCGAGCGCGGCGGGUGAUGGGAGGAGCAGGCCACGCGACGCCGGGCAGCAAUCUGGGACACCUGGGUGCUGAGUAACAGCGAAAUGUGUUCGGUACAAGCUGAGAUCUAGUAGCUGCAUUUGUUCUGUGACAGCCAACGACCGUGCCACCAGCUGAUCCUCGAUCGCUGAUUUAUUUGUGUCUUGCCACCUCCUAAAGGAAGAAGCUAGUGCCGUUUCGAUCCAA